CUUCUUUUUUGGUACAAAUAACAUAAAGAUCAUAACCUUUUUGUUUGUUUCGUCGAUGGCAACUUCCGGUAACAGUACAACGGUAGGGACAGGUACACCGUGCGGCGCAUGCAAGUUCCUGAGAAGGAAAUGUUUAUCAGAUUGUAUAUUCGCACCUUACUUCUCAUCCGAGCAGGGAGCAGAAAGAUUCGCAGCUAUUCAUAAGGUGUUUGGAGCCAGCAACGUCUCUAAGCUCUUGCUUAAGGUCCCAAUCCAUGAUCGAUGUGAAGCUGUUGUCACCAUCGCCUACGAAGCUCAGGCUCGUCUUCAUGACCCUGUGUAUGGCUGUGUCUCUCAUAUUUUCUCCCUCCAACAACAGGUGGCUUACUUGCAAGCACAAGUCAUGCAAAUGAAGGCACAUAUCGCCGGCCACCAGACGUCAGCCGCCGAAGGUACUCACCAAUUCGCGACGUGGCAACAAACUAGUGGCUCACCGAUCGAUAGUGCGUACUCAACACCAUAUAACCAUCACCAUCAUACUCACUACGGUCACAUAAACCCUAAUAAUCCGGUCUCGCCACAGAGCUCGCUAGAAGAAUCUUUCAGCAACACGAGCAGUGACGUCACAACUACAGCUAACGUGCGUGAGACUCAUCAAACCGGAGGUGGCGUAUACGGUCAGGGUGAGUUAGGGUUUCAGGAAGGAUUACCUAACAAAAAGAGAUCAGUGAGAUAUUGUGAUAGCGAUUUAGGUGAGCUUCAGGCUUUGGCUCUUAGAAUGAUGAAGAAUUAAGAUAAGUUUUUUUCUUUUGUUAUUGCUAAAAAUUAAGAGGAGUUGGUACUUUGGGAAAAAAGAAUAAAAAGAAUAGCUGGUAACUUAUGUAGACAGACGGCGAAGAAACGAGAUGGUUUUUGACAAGAAACAA
Brassica oleracea var. oleracea is the source of this 905-nucleotide messenger RNA. Its product is annotated as LOB domain-containing protein 16-like. The record is from RefSeq and is a predicted model, not a curated record. NCBI's taxonomy places the organism in Eukaryota, Viridiplantae, Streptophyta, Magnoliopsida, Brassicales, Brassicaceae. Gene Ontology annotation, biological process: positive regulation of DNA-templated transcription; hormone-mediated signaling pathway. Bases 56 to 772 code for a protein of 238 amino acids. Gene Ontology annotation, cellular component: nucleus. The transcript is spliced from 2 exons.